AGCAGGCGAGACAAAGGCAGGGCAGGUAAGCGAGCGAGGGACUCCAUCUCCCCUCGCAUCUCUCUCUCUCUCUCGCGAAAGACUUCUACCGACUAAGAAAUUCCUGCUACACACUCUCACCAGCAAUUUCCUCUCUGUUUUGCACCACCACCGUCACGAUGGAUCCCAAGCCUUCACCAACCCCACAAAACGCCAAUGAAAUCCCUAAUAAACAGGGACAAAGGGACUUUUUGAAUCAUUUAGAAGUAUACCUUGCAAAGCGAGAUGGGGUUGACAAGCUCCUCAAGAUCUCACGUUACGCAACCAAGAUCAUCUUAGCCUCAUCCGUCCUCCCCGAAACCUUAAUCGUAACGAAACGACUCAAGAGUUUCGAAUCAAGUGUUGGACUCAGUCGCAAAGCAUUCCGACUUGGGAAAUUCGUUCAAGAUGUCAACGCAUUAAGAGGCUCUCAUUUUGAUUCAAAACAAGAAAUCAUCCUUUCCUUCAUUGCCUAUGGAGGUGAAGGUUUUUAUUAUUUUGUUGAGCAAUUUGUUUGGUUGGCUAAAUCGGGGUUGAUCGAUAGCAAACACUCCAAAAGUUUAGGAAAAAUCAGUGCUUGGGCGGAGUUUGUUGGGUAUAUAGGGAGUAUUUCUUUGAAAUUUAGAGAUUUAAAGAAAUUGAGUGAAGAUGAGGUGUGCCUGGAAUCCAGCGUUGGAAUUGCAGUCACGAGAGGAGUUGGGCAUCAAGAGGAAGAGAGGAGAUUGUGGAAGCUGAGAGAGAAGAAGCUGAUGAAGAAAUUAUCAAUUGUGCAGGAUUUUGCUGAUGGGCUAAUGGCUCUGGCUGAUAUUCGUGACGGCAGAGGGCAAUUUUCAGGCCCCCUUUUGGUAUCUUGUGCAGGCCUUCUAUCUGCUCUUAUUAGUACUCAUAAGAAUUGGGUCUCUUGCUGAGAUUGUCACUCAUCGUGGAAGCAGCAGAAGUAACUCAUGGUUUUCAGAGUGAGUCCUGGAUGCCUAAAGCAUUACAGGAAACAAACUGUGGUUUGAAGGAUAUCUCUGCUCCUGCUGCUGGUUUGUUCUUGUCCUUGCUACCCUUCCAACCAAACGAGAUAAGAGCAUUUUGAUUUUUCAAGAUUUCUCUCUAGGAAUGUUUGCUCCAAGUGAAUUCUUGAUGCGUAAAUAUCUUCGCUACGUGAUUGUUAAUAAGGUUCAAAAUAGCAAUGCUUAGACAGCACUCAAAUACCUCUAAUCCAUUGAACUGUGAUUCUUGCCAAAGUGAUGAACAAUUGUCAACUUUGAACUCGUGGGUUUUUGCACUCUCGUAGACAUCUAUAAUGGAUAUGGGAACAAUUGCAAAUA
Populus nigra (black poplar) is the source of this 1334-nucleotide messenger RNA. RefSeq names its product peroxisomal membrane protein 11A-like. Gene Ontology annotation, biological process: regulation of peroxisome size; peroxisome fission. NCBI's taxonomy places the organism in Eukaryota, Viridiplantae, Streptophyta, Magnoliopsida, Malpighiales, Salicaceae. The transcript has 2 exons. The record is from RefSeq and is a predicted model, not a curated record. Gene Ontology annotation, cellular component: peroxisomal membrane. Bases 159 to 926 code for a protein of 255 amino acids.